AAAUUUGAAUUACGCCAGCAAAGAUUUGCUUUAUUAGUUAUGGUUGACCUGUACUUUGGUACACUACUGUAAUCUAAUUAUGUCAUGAAAUUAGAACACAGUUUUAAGCAUUGAUGAAAUGAUUUUUUUGUGUGUCUUAUGGCAAAAAGUUCAAUUUUUCAGCCCAACCAAUGUUGCAGUUUAAGAUAAGAUAGGCUGUCUUAAACUCCCAUCAGUUGUUGAAGUAUAUAUUUAAAGUUAUUUUUCUUGUUGACGCAGAUAGUAAUUGAGGAACACAACACACUGCGUGGAGAGAACCAGGGUGUGGAGUACCCAAAGCUCUCACAGUCCAUGGUAGUAGACUCACCCUGCAUGUGGAGAUCUCCCCAAAUGCACAUUUGUUAUUCCAGAGCUGCAGGACAGAGUACUUGAGGCCAUUGGUGAACAGAAAGCUGAGGUUGAACAAAGCCAAGAAUUGAUAGCUGCCCAAGGUGUAAGCAACAUUCACAAUGAUGAGGUCAUUAUGACGUGUGCAAUGCGUCCACUGGUCUUGGCCUUCCUGACCAAGGCAGCCAAACAAAGGAAAUUCCACGUCAUUGUUGCCGAACGUGCCCCUGAACGUGACGCGAGGUGUUUUGUGCGUCUCUUUGACGACGUCAUCGUGUCUGACGUGCAAAGUGCCUAACACAGGGACUGCCACAUGUAGGGGUGAUGGCUUCUUGCAGCUUCCUUUAUUUUCUUAUGUUCUUAUGUUCUCAAUACAUCUUUUACUUGUGCAGGGUCACCCAAUGGCAAAAGCUUUAUGUACUGCUGGAAUUCAGACAACAUUAAUUCAAGACUCUGCAGUGUUCCCCAUCAUGUCAUGUGUCAACAAGGUCGUCGCUGGUGCCAAGACAGCGGUGAGCAGCGGAGGCAUUGAGACCUUUGUUGGUGCAGCCUCUCUUGCCUCACCACCAAAGUUUUAUUCUGUUCCAGUGGAUAUACAUUCCUCCUCUUGAGUGUUGGACGGUCCUUUCUCAAACCUCAACCUGUCUCGUGUGGAGCUAGACACUGUCAGGGAACAAAGUUUUCGCCGUCUGUAAAUACUGGGCUGACGAGGGCACCUGCUUCACAUGCACUGUGCGGGAAAGCUGGAAGAUGGCACAGAAUUCGACAGCAGUUACCCUCGAGGACAACCCCUGCCUGACCUUCACGCUGGGGUCAGGUCAGGUCAUCCGAGGCUGGGACCAGGAGCUAAUUGGGAUAUGCGAGGGGGAAAAGAGGAAGCUUGUCAUCCCCUCGGACCUCGGCUAUGGAGCUUCAUGGGCGCCUCGGAAGAUACCUCCCCACACCACGCUGGUCUUCAAGGUGGAACUUGUCAAGAUAGAGAGGAAAGAGGAGCUUUGAGGCUAAUCUAGGUGGAGGUGUUGCACCAUCCUGCAUGUGCCGGGAGCUUGGUGAACCGUGCCGUCCCACUUCUUGUGAUCUCUAAGGUAACAGCUUUAAUCCUUGCAAAUAAGGAAUAAGAGAAAAGAGACACACCAGCCAUUUGUACUGUUAUGAUGUUCCGUCAUUUUUUUUCCCUCUUUUAUCCUGGAACCAUUUUUGCUCAUUCAUGUUUAUAAAAAUUAUCAUACAAAAAUGUUGAGGUUAAUAUGUUUGGUGUAGUUUUUUUGUAACGUGUUAUUGUUAAUGUGUGUGCUUUGCCUCAGUAUUAGCAGUAAUGUUACAGCCAAUGGAAGUGUCUGUAUUGUGCUUAGGUGGGAGGUUAAUUUGAUGUAUUUUUAGAGUUCUGCAGGAUAUAGCAAGCCCUCAAAAUAAAGAAAAUAACAAUGGAAAA
Molecule: messenger RNA, 1798 nt
Organism: Scylla paramamosain (green mud crab)
Lineage: Eukaryota; Metazoa; Arthropoda; Malacostraca; Decapoda; Portunidae
Product: peptidyl-prolyl cis-trans isomerase FKBP2-like
Exons: 7
Coding region: 1117-1365 (82 amino acids)
Biological process (GO): protein peptidyl-prolyl isomerization
Cellular component (GO): endoplasmic reticulum
Molecular function (GO): peptidyl-prolyl cis-trans isomerase activity
Source: RefSeq, a predicted model, not a curated record